AACACACCUUAAACAAAGGGAAGCACUUAACCCGACACAUGUACACAAUAAAAUCAUCAAAGGAAUAUCAGUACAGAUUCGGUUCGCUUUUUCGUGCCGAAUAAAAAUGGGGAAUGUCAAUGGGAAGGAAGAAGAAGACGGCAAUGGUAACAGCCCGUCUGGAGGUGAAGAGACCAGCGACGGCUGCCGUGGCGGCGCGGCACUGGAUAGUGUGCAAAUGGAUGGUGAGUUCAUGGGUCAGUCUCCCCCCUCCAGCCCCAGGGCAUCUCGUUCUCCUUUGAUGUUCCGACCUCAGAUGCCAGUGGUUCCUCUACAAAGACCAGAUGAAAUGAACAUCCCUAACCCUCCAUGGGCACAAACUGCUUCAGGAUGUGACGACACGCACGUUGAGCACACAAUUCCAACUGUAAUAACAUGGAGUAGGGGUGGAAAUGAAGUUUCUGUGGAGGGAUCAUGGGAUGAUUGGAAAACGAGGGACUUAGCUCUCUAAAAACUCUUUUGUCAGGAAGCCUUUGCAGAGGUCCGGGAAGGAUUUCACCAUUUUGAAAGUGCUCCCUUCAGGAUUUUAUCAGUACAGGUUGAUAGUUGAUGGGCAGUGGAGGUAUUCCCCUGAUGUGCCAUUUGUCACUGAUGAAGCUGGAAAUUAUUAUAACGUCUUGGACUUGCAGGAUUAUGUCCCAGAAGACAUACAGAGCAUAUCUGGUUUCGAGCCACCUCUAUCCCCUGAUUCAACAUACAGCAACCCGCAACUUGGAGCCGAAGACUAUGCCAAGGAGCCACCCUUAGUGCCUCCACAUCUCCAGUUGACCCUGCUUAAUGUUCCGUCAUCUCAAUCGGAAAUCCCACCUCCGUUCUCAAGGCCUCAACACGUCGUCCUCAACCAUCUCUACAUGCAGAGGGGCAGAAGCAGCACCCCGUCCGUGGUAGCCCUCGGUUCUACUCAUAGGUUCCACUCCAAAUAUGUGACAGUUGUUCUCUACAAGUCCAUAGAGAGAUGAUGACUAUACAUAAAAAGUAAUUAAAGAUUUUGGAAUUCCCAUCCAGUUUUCGAAAUUUAUGAAAUAUCAUCGUUACCCCCCCCCCCCCCCCCCCACCCAAAAAGAAUAUCUUGAUUGUAGCCCUCUUUUUCAUGCAAAAAAUGUGGCUUUCAAGCAUAGUGGCGGAGGAGUAUAAAGGGAAAUAACAUGGUCAAAUAUUGUUGUCUUGAACCAUUUCCUUGGGAAUGUGGCAAGUUAUGCUAUUGAAUACUAGGUUUUGUGUGUCUUUGUGCCGUUUGUGGUGGAGGAUAAGUGUACAACAAGGAGUAUUGGAACUUGGAAGGCCAUGAACCCGUGCUGCAUUUUUUUAAAAUCAUA
This is a messenger RNA of Cuscuta epithymum, 1355 nucleotides long. The record is from the annotation of a GenBank genome assembly. NCBI's taxonomy places the organism in Eukaryota, Viridiplantae, Streptophyta, Magnoliopsida, Solanales, Convolvulaceae.